AAAUUAAUUCUAGGUUUUUGAGCUACCCUCUUCACUGUCCUGCGGCGCCACAAUUUUGCUACGAAUUCUCAACGGAUUCGUUAGAUAGAUCGUAGCAACAAUGGCAGGAGGGAAGAUAAGGAAGGAAAAGGGAAAACCUUCUUCACAACACACACCAUAUCAAGGUGGAAUUUCCUUUCACAAAUCAAAAGGUCAACAUAUUCUCAAAAAUCCAUUACUUGUUGAUACUAUUGUGCAGAAAUCUGGUAUUAAAACUACUGAUGUUGUUCUUGAAAUUGGUCCUGGUACUGGGAAUUUGACUAAGAAGCUUUUGGAAGCUGGUAAGAAGGUUAUUGCUGUUGAAAUUGAUCCUCGUAUGGUUCUUGAGCUCAAUAAACGGUUUCAAGGAACACCCUCUAGCCGCCUCACGGUUAUCCAAGGUGAUGUGCUGAAGACUGAACUUCCAUAUUUUGACAUAUGUGUGGCGAAUAUUCCGUAUCAAAUAUCUUCUCCUCUCACAUUCAAGCUACUCAAGCACCAACCUGCAUUUAGGUGUGCAAUCAUAAUGUUCCAGAGAGAAUUUGCCAUGAGAUUAGUUGCUCAGCCAGGUGACAAACUCUAUUGUCGUCUUACGGUAAACACUCAACUCCAUGCGCGAAUCUCUCACCUUCUUAAAGUUGGAAGAAACAAUUUCAGGCCUCCACCAAAGGUUGAUUCUUCCGUGGUACGGAUUGAGCCUAAAAAGCCCCGUCAUGAAGUUAAUCAAAAGGAGUGGGAUGGAUUUUUAAGGAUUUGUUUUAACAGAAAGAACAAAACACUUGGUGCAAUAUUCAGGCAAAAGAAUGUGAUAUCUAUGCUUGAAAAGAAUUACAAGACUGUGCAGGCACUAAAACUCUCGCAAGAAGGUUUGUUGAAGGAAGCAGACACUAAAGUUGACUUCUCUAAUUUUGCUGAUUUUGUUGACGAUCAAGGGAUGGAGAUGGAUGAUGAUGGAGUAGAUGACAAUGAUGAGGAUGAAAUGGAUGUUGAAGAUGGGGGGCCAUCUGAAUUCAAAGACAAGGUUUUAGGUGUUCUGAAAGAAGGAGAUUAUGAAGAGAAGAGAUCUUCCAAACUCACCUUGCUGGAGUUCAUAUACCUGCUUUCUCUAUUUAACAAAUCUGGCAUUCACUUCACCUGAUUUUAUUUUAUUUAUCCUUUUCCAAUUUUGUUUUUAAUAUUUCAGUCGAUGCUAGUAUCUACUAAGUUAGUUUUUUUGAAAAGAAAGUAGUAUCAGAUAAAUGGUCUUUGCUACUUCAGCAUUAUAUUUUGUUGAGCUCCUUCAUAAGCUUAUGCUACCUGAUAUAUAAUCUAUAGCUGAACCAGAUUGAAUGUUAUUUUUUUGUAAUGCUUUAUGAGGGGAUCUAUGUUUUAUUCAAAUAUAUAGUGAUAUCUCUAUUUUCU
Messenger RNA from Medicago truncatula (barrel medic), 1419 nucleotides. RefSeq names its product ribosomal RNA small subunit methyltransferase. Gene Ontology annotation, biological process: rRNA methylation. Gene Ontology annotation, cellular component: nucleolus. Lineage: Eukaryota; Viridiplantae; Streptophyta; Magnoliopsida; Fabales; Fabaceae. The transcript has 2 exons. Gene Ontology annotation, molecular function: rRNA (adenine-N6,N6-)-dimethyltransferase activity. The record is from RefSeq and is a predicted model, not a curated record. Bases 101 to 1156 code for a protein of 351 amino acids.